AUGGGCGGACAUUUCUUGCAGGGACAGGUGGUUGAUACAGGGGAGAUCGUGGAAAUGAAGCCAGGGGGAGACUCUCUGUGGAUUAAGGCUCAUGACAGCAAACAUUUUGCUAAGUAUGUUGUGCCCAAAGGAUUUAUAGCUGCGGAUGUUACUGGUUUGACCAUGGUGGACGGGUUUGAUGAUGCAGAUUGUUCUUAUUUUAAACUUGCAGAGCAUACUCAGCAGGAAGUGAGCAUUCCUUUGAAGAAAGUUUGUAAAAAAGUGUGCUCUAUUGGAUAUGUUUCUUCAAUGAUUGGAGAUACUGUAAACUUCCCUUUGAAAGCAGCCUGA
This is a messenger RNA of Mangifera indica (mango), 330 nucleotides long. RefSeq names its product riboflavin synthase-like. Gene Ontology annotation, biological process: riboflavin biosynthetic process. Lineage: Eukaryota; Viridiplantae; Streptophyta; Magnoliopsida; Sapindales; Anacardiaceae. Bases 1 to 330 code for a protein of 109 amino acids. The record is from RefSeq and is a predicted model, not a curated record. The transcript is spliced from 2 exons. Gene Ontology annotation, molecular function: riboflavin synthase activity.